Messenger RNA from Verticillium alfalfae VaMs.102, 1737 nucleotides. Its product is annotated as 4-coumarate-CoA ligase. The transcript has 4 exons. The coding region runs from base 1 to 1737 and encodes 578 amino acids. Gene Ontology annotation, molecular function: medium-chain fatty acid-CoA ligase activity. The record is from RefSeq and is a predicted model, not a curated record. NCBI's taxonomy places the organism in Eukaryota, Fungi, Ascomycota, Sordariomycetes, Glomerellales, Plectosphaerellaceae. Gene Ontology annotation, biological process: fatty acid metabolic process.
AUGGCGACCGAGACAGUAUCCCUUCCUUCCAGCGAGCCCGUCACGCCGACACAAAGGCUAUCGAUCCUCCAUGGCCCUGUCGACCCGCCUCUGAUUGACUUGAGCCUGGGCGAGCUCCUCGAACUCCAAACCUACCAUCACGGCACCAAGGAGUGCAUCGUCAUUCCAUGGACAGGCACGAGAUGGACGUACAACGACCUCAAUCAGCAGACGCUGCUGCUGGCUCAGGCCCUGCUGAACCAGGGCAUCGGUGUUGGUGAUCGUGUGGGCAUCAUGGCUGGAAACUGCGAGCAGUAUGCUGCGGUUUUCUUUGCCGUGGCACGAAUCGGCGCCAUUCUCGUCAUCCUCAACAACACAUAUACGCCCACGGAGGCCAUGUACGCUCUGAAGUUCUCCGAUUGCAAGAUCUUCUUCACAACGCAAAAGAUUGGCCGUCUCGACAACGGCCGCCUCCUCGCCGAUGUCAAGUCCCAAGCCCCGAAUGUCAAGGUCUUCAUGCUGCGCGGCGAGGCUGGCCCGUACCAGACCUACAACGACCUCAUCAAGUCGAGUGCCCGCCAAAGCUUUGACGACCUCCACCACGCCAUGAGCAAGGUCGUCCCGCACCAAGUGUGCAACCUUCAGUUCACCAGCGGUACGACAGGCCUGCCCAAGGCCGCCAUGCUCACGCACCACUCCCUCGUCAACAACGCCCGCUUCAUCGGCGACCGCAUGCGUCUCACGCCCUCCGACAUUCUCUGCUGCCCGCCGCCCCUCUUCCACUGCUUCGGCCUCGUCCUCGGCCUCCUCUCCGUCGUCACGCACGGCGCCAAGAUCGUGUACCCGGCCGAAGUCUUCGACGUGCCGGCGACGCUCUCGGCCAUCCUCGACGAGCGCUGCACGGCGCUGCACGGCGUGCCCGCCAUGUUCGACUCGCUCUUCCAGGCGGCGCCCGACGACUUUCGCUCGUCGCGCAUCCGCACCGGCAUCGUCGCCGGCGCGCCCGUGCCCCGCUACCUCAUGGAGCUCAUGGUGCGGCGGCUCGGCAUGCGCGAGUUCACGUCGAGCUACGGCCUCACCGAGGCGUCGCCGACGUGCUUCAACGCCUUCACCGACGACGCCCUCGGCAAGCGCCUCACCACCGUCGGCACCCUCAUGCCCCACGCCCAGGCCAAGAUUGUCGACCGCGACGGCAAGAUUGUGCCCCUCGGCACGCGCGGCGAGCUCUGCAUGGCCGGCUACCAGCUGCAGGCCGGCUACUGGAACAACUCGGAGAAGACGAACGAGGUCAUGGUCCGCGACGCCGCCGGCACGCUGUGGCUGCACACGGGCGACGAGGCCGUCUUUGACGAGGACGGGUACUGCACCAUUACCGGCCGGUUCAAGGACAUAAUCAUUCGAGGCGGCGAAAACAUCUACCCCCUCGAAAUCGAAGAGCGCCUCCUCGCCCACGAGACCAUCACCCAGGCCGUCGUCGUCGGCCUCAAGGACGAGCACUACGGCGAGGUCGUCGCCGCGUUCCUGCAGCGCGCCGAGGGCGCCGACACGGCGCAGCUCUCGGACCAGGACAUCAAGGCCUGGGUCCGGCAGACGCUGGGCGGGCACAAGUCGCCGUCGCACGUCUUCUGGCUGGGCGAGGACGGCGUGCCGGCCGACGUGCCGCUGACGGGGAGCGGCAAGGUGCGCAAGUUUGAGAUGGCCAAGACGGGGGAUGAGAUUCUGAAGAAGAGGAAGGGCGUUGUGGCUGCGAAGCUGUAA